Messenger RNA from Paraphaeosphaeria sporulosa, 756 nucleotides. RefSeq lists its product as uncharacterized. The record is from RefSeq and is a predicted model, not a curated record. NCBI's taxonomy places the organism in Eukaryota, Fungi, Ascomycota, Dothideomycetes, Pleosporales, Didymosphaeriaceae. The coding region runs from base 1 to 756 and encodes 251 amino acids. The transcript has 2 exons.
AUGGCAACGGAUGGUGUUGAGCCAUGGUUGAGACCCUGCGGCUGUCACGACGGAGAUUUCAGCACCGUCAGCACGCCGCUCAUCUGCGAUUCUGCGCCGGCAAGCUGCAGGCUCCCCGACGGCGCCUUGCUGGGUGGUGCAGCGGACCGGGGGUGUUUCUUUACAAACACCUGCAACCCCCGCUCCGGCAGCCUUGCCAGCACGCUCCUUGCACCCUUCACUCACUCUUUGCUUCCAGCACAUCCGUCGCGCAAGCACACCACACUUCGACAGUCGUUCCUGCCUCGUCGCCAGACCAAAACAACAAGUCUCAGCCCGUCGCAAGCCUCGCGCACCACUCUCUUCAAAUCCAAAAACACCACAACCGCAGUCACCGACACAAUGCGCUCCUUCCAGCAAGUCGUUCUCUUCCUCUUCGCGCUUGUCGCGUUCGUCGCCGCCCAGGACACCCAGUCCUACGACGCGACCGUCUAUGUCACCUCCACCAUCUACAAGGUCAACACCGUCACCAUGUCGAGCAGCCCGGCGUACGAGGUCCACAACUCGACCUCCACCAUCUCCGCCCCCGCUGUGUCCACCUCUGCCUACGCUGUCCCUGCCAACAGCACCGCGCCCUACCCCACUGGCACUGGAGCCUCAUCCGGCGCCCCCGCUGCGCCUUCUACCACUGAGUUCCCCGGCGCUGCCUCUGGCCUCUCCGUCAACGGCGCGCUCAUCGCCAUGUUCGCCGCUGGCCUCGGAUUCCUCGCUCUAUGA